AUGGACGGACGACAACAACUGCGCGACGAGCGCGGAGGCCAGAACUCGCAGAACAGCAGGAUGACGACGAACGGAGCGCGGUCCGCCGCCGUAGGACCGCACAGGAGGAACGACGGUCAGUGGCCUGCAUCCCCACGACUCGAUGCGACCGAGGAUGGCGAGGGGCUGACGCGACGCUCUGCAGAAUCAUGGGUCGAGAUUUCUUCGCAGCCGUCUUCGUCGUCGCUCUCGUCCAUCGGAGACGAGAUCGUCACCACCGGUCUCCGAGUCGGUGGGGCUAUGGCCGCCCGCCGACGUCGCUUACACCAUCAACCUGUUCCUCGGUCGUUCCACGUCGACCAAACCGCCAUCCACGCCGGCACGAGCAGCCAGGAAGAGUAUGAGGAGAGCGAGAGCGAGGAGGAACGAUGUUUGACAAGUUCGACCGAGAACGUUCAUCCGGCCCCGCCGGCGCCGUUCCAGCAACAGCAGUCGGCGCAGGUGGAGUCGGACGAUUCCGACGACGGUGAUGAUAUCGCUACGGCUCUGGGACGUGUCGCCGAUGACCCAACUUUCAGGCCUCACCCAAAUGCAUUCUCCCACCCACCUUCAGGCUUGCACCGAAGCCACUCGGCGAACUCGGCUGUUCAUCAACACCCGCACAGCGGCGUGCGGCCAUCGCUAUCACAUCGGUCUCAAACGAGGGUGAACCGCGGCCCGCCAAACUUCAUGUCGCCCGCAUACCAAGCCGAUAAUGAUGCUGCUCUCCGUGCCUCUCUCACAACCCUCCUAUCCUGUGCUGCUGCCGCCCGCGGUCUGCCCAAGUACAAGGACGUCGAGCAGCAAGGCGCACCAGCACAUCCUGGAGUCGGGCCCAGUUCUCAACCCGUGGAGCUGAGGCUGAUGCCCGAGGCCGAACUCAUGACGGACAGACCAUCUCAACCACAAGGCGCAUCGCCGGCCAAGACACCUGCUCGAUCACGGACUGCCACAUCGUCGACCCCAUCUUCACCCAAGAGCGACGGAGUUGACAAGCACAAGAGGACUUCCUCUUCACAAACUCGCUCGUCAAGGGCAACCAAAAAGAAGAAGGUCGCCGCCGGCGAAGACGCUCUCAUCAGCCCGACGCUACUGACCUGGGUCGUAAGCGCUGGCGUCGUGGUGUUGGUGUCAGUGGUUGGGUUUGGCGCUGGAUACGUGAUCGGCCGCGAGGUCGGACGCCAGGAAGCCCUCUCAGCAGCGGGAGUGGGCGUUAACGCCUCGACCGUAGCAGACUCCUCAUCGUGCGGUAGGGAAGUUAUUCGUUCUUCCGGCGGUGGUCUUCGUCGCCUCAGGUGGGGUGCGGGGGUUGGCCGAAGCGUCGUCGCUUGA
Molecule: messenger RNA, 1350 nt
Organism: Colletotrichum karsti
Lineage: Eukaryota; Fungi; Ascomycota; Sordariomycetes; Glomerellales; Glomerellaceae
Exons: 1
Coding region: 1-1350 (449 amino acids)
Source: RefSeq, a predicted model, not a curated record